Messenger RNA from Diachasma alloeum, 4033 nucleotides. It is a transcript of the gene Strip, whose product is annotated as striatin-interacting protein 1 homolog. Gene Ontology annotation, cellular component: cytosol. Gene Ontology annotation, biological process: cytoskeleton organization. Bases 336 to 2906 code for a protein of 856 amino acids. The record is from RefSeq and is a predicted model, not a curated record. Lineage: Eukaryota; Metazoa; Arthropoda; Insecta; Hymenoptera; Braconidae. The transcript has 7 exons.
GGGGCAGAACAGAGGACUAGCCAUUGUUAUCAAUUAUUAUCAAAGUGCAAGAGUUUGAGCGUGACAAUUGAACAUUUCUGGAGAAUAACAGAAAAAUUUUUGAGGGGCGAAUAGCGAGUCCAUGACGGGCCCAUCGUGGGAACUGUCACCAUGAAUGACAUUUUUCGUACCUGCACACACACACAUGCGAAGGAUCACGUUCGUUAGCAGUAGCAGGUCACGAGAUAUCGGUGUUGACGCCCAUUCAUUCGUUCACCCCCUGAAAUCUCAUCCCUCCAUGAUCCAGUGAUUGUCACCUCUGGAUCGCCGACAGGGAGAAGAAUAAAAUCGAAUUCAUGGCUGACGACAAUUACUACCAGCAGCCUUCGCCAAAAGCCGACGAUGGCUUGGUCUUCCACAGCGAUUAUAGUGGGGCAUUGACUGAUGCAGACCAACGAAUGGGGCUGAGGGAUUCCAAUGGCAAUGGGAACCAAACUCAGCCAAAGGUAAUGGAUAUCUUUCAUCGACUGGCGGAGUGUCACAUCGAGGGUAUCGAAUGCGCUGAUCUCGAUUUUGAAUACGAUGACACCGAUACACAUACCAAUGAGAUUGCUGAGUUGUACAGUUACACUGAGCAGUACGAGCUUGCGCUCAAUCUCAAGGCCUUCGAGGAUCUGAUGGAGAGUUACAAGCUCCGGCCAUGGUGGCAGAACCUCCAACAACCCCAGCAAAAAUCAGUGAUCCUAAAGCUGCUGGACCAACUGGAAGUCUCGAACAAGCACUCGCGAAUGAAAGCAGCCCGUUGCAUUCUGUACCUAGUCCAGGGCUGUUGGGCAGAAGUCCAAUCCGACAAGGAGCAGCAAGACUGGACACGAACGAACGUCAUGAUGCUGUACGAGGCCGGGAUAUUCUCAGCAUUCGUCGAGCUCCUGAACAUCGAGAUAGAGAACAGUACAGCAGCGAGUUCAGCGAUGAGAAAGCUAGCAGUUUCCCUCGCUGACUCCGUGGACCUUCGAAUAAUCCUCUCAGUCCUCUACAUAAUAACCGAGGUCAUGAGAGAGGAGUCGAAGAGCCUGGAGUCGACGCCCUACAAGGACAACGUUCUGAACUUCAAAGAGGAGCUCAUUCAAGUCUACGGUGAGGACCUGUUGAUCGUGAAGCUCCUGGUGAUGGUGACGUCCUUCUGCAGUGGUUCAGCCCCUCACUUUCCCAUGAAGAAGGUCCUGCUGCUCCUCUGGAAGCUGAUCCUGGUGUCACUGGGGGGAAUCGACGAGUUGAGACGCUUGAAAAAAUUGUACAGAGAGGAGGCAGGACUGGAGCCACCCCAGGAGGACACGAUCGAGGUUGCCAGGACUAUGAGAGCCAGUUCGCCACCGACGAGUGCUGCUGACUUACUGGAGACCCAGGCAAUGGGCUCGCGGAAGGGCAACAGCAACAAACGUCCCUUCAGGGGGAGCUUGAUGAAGCAGAGUUCACUGGACGAGCCAGCUCUGGCCAUGGAGAAUGAGUAUGGCAAAGAGGGGGAGUCCGGGGGUAACGAGGGGGACGUCGAGGUUAUAGAGUGCGUGAGGAUGGUGCCAAUGUCGCAGAUUCCCAUGUACUGUGAACGACAGCUGGAGCUGAGACCCAGCACUCCUGAAUUAACGAAAACGAGGGGAUUGCCGUGGACUCCCAAAGUCAGGCAGAAGGAUGUCGCUGCCUUUCUCGACAGUUCGCGCCUCAAAUUCGUGGGGUACAAGCUCGAGGGCGAUGUUGAGAGCCUCGUGGGACUACCUCAUCCCAUUCAUGAGGGGGUCAACACUCUUAAACGACACAUGUACACGUCUCUUGCUGAGGUGCAGAUCCAGAAGGAGGAGGAGAUAUCCAGGAAUCCCAUGAGCACUCCUGAACCCCCACUCAGGCAAACACCCACUGAGAUACUCUAUCAGGCCAUUCUACCCAAUCUUCCGCAGUAUAUGAUUGCUCUUUUGAAGAUUCUUCUCGCUGCUGCACCCACCAGCAAAGCCAAAACUGAUAGCAUCAAUAUUAUGGCUGAUGUUCUGCCGGAGGAAAUGCCCAUGACUGUUCUGCAGUCCAUGAAACUCGGGAUCGAUGUCAAUCGGCAUAAGGAGAUCAUUGUCAAGGCUAUUUCGGCUAUUUUGCUGCUGCUGCUCAAGCACUUCAAGCUGAAUCAUAUUUAUCAGUUUGAGUUCAUGUCGCAGCAUCUCGUUUUUGCUAAUUGUAUACCACUUGUGCUGAAGUUUCUGAAUCAGAAUAUUUUGGCGUAUAUUGAGGCCAAGAAUAUGAUCCCUAUCCUAGAUUUUCCAAUUUGUGUGAUUGGUGAUCAACCAGAGUUGACUAUUGAAAGCCUCGAGAUUGGUGACAGCCAAACGUACUCGUGGAGAAAUGUCUUUUCGUGUAUCAAUCUACUUCGCAUUCUCAACAAAUUAACGAAAUGGAAACACAGCAGGAUUAUGAUGCUAGUCGUUUUCAAAUCCGCUCCCAUUCUGAAACGAACGCUGAAAGUUAGGAAUGCCAUGAUGCAGCUUUACGUCUUGAAGUUGUUGAAGAUGCAGACGAAGUAUCUGGGGAGGCAGUGGCGUAAGACGAACAUGAAGACCAUUAGCGUUAUUUACGCUAAAGUGAGACAUCGGUUGAAUGACGACUGGGCUUACGGAAAUGAUCUCGAGGCAAGGCCGUGGGACUUCCAAGCCGAAGAGUGUGCCCUACGUGCCUGUGUCGAUCAAUUCAACAAUCGACGAUACUUAAACACGAUAAAGGAUGAACAAUUGGACCCAGUGGACACGUCGAUCGUCUCUGUACUGGGUGCCAACAUCGAACUGACUGAUGAAUUUAAACAGCAUUACGAAUUAUGGCUGCAGCAGGAAGUAUUUCAGACCCAAAUCGAUUGGGAUAAAUUGCUGAAGAUCGAGAAUCAUGAUAUUUAAAAAUUUUCCAGACCAAAAAUCUCGGUACUCUCAAUUUCAAUGAUGAAAUCACAUUUUCUAAGGAGAAAUUUACGUUUUGGAGAUCCAAUUCGGCAUUAAAAAUCAUCAGUUCGAUCACUAUUACGACAUUACACUCAUUAAAAUUGUCAUUAACCCACACACGACUGGAAGGGAAAUUAAUUAGUCAUCUCACAGUAUUCAUCAGACCUUUGAGUAUAAAUUUUCAUUGUAAUUUUUUCUGUCUCAGCAAUAGCUGGAUCUUUCUUAACAUUUAUUUUUUAUUUUUGGAGAUAAUUUAUGAGGAGUAGGUGAAUGUGCUGAUAGUCCUGUAGAUUCUGAUGUGGAGUAUGACUGAAUGUGCGCACAUUCAGCCAUAUUUCCUCGUCACAUAACGAUUCCACGAUCUUGUAUGGAAGAAAUUAUUAUCCAAGAUCACUCAUGCUGUAAUUAAUUCCAUGUUAAGUACCCUCAAUCAGUAAAAUUGUAAUUAUUUCCUUCGAAAGAACGAGAACAACUUGAUCAACUGAAUUUGAAUAUAGUUUUAGGCAAAAUGUGGCAUAAUAGCUGUUUUUAAAGAAUUAUAAAUUACCAGUUUUGUUGAAUUUUCAAUGUAAAUCUUCAAUUACCGGUUAUUCUUUGAGAAAAAAACAUUUUGCAGAAUUUAGUGGUGACACGGGCGUGAAAAAAAUUAAUUGAAAAACCUAGCGUUUUCUGUGAGAAAUUCUAUUGAAUUUCUGUUGGAACUCCAUAAGAAUUCUUUUUCAGAUGUUUAUUAAGUUUUAAUAAACAAUUAUUUUUAAUAGAAUUGAUUGUAAAAACAAGUGGAAUUUUUCAAUUAAAUUCUAAUAGCAAUUCAAUAGAAUUCCUUAGAGAAAGCGCUGGGUUUUUCUGUUAAAUUUUUGCAUUCGUGCAUUGACUCAACGAUCAAAUAAUUGCAAGAUAUAAAUUUUUAUUUAACCAACAAUUCCCAACAUCGAGCUGAUUGUAGAAAUAUUCAUAAAGAACAAUCAAUGAUUUUAAUAAAUACAUGAAUUUGUAUGUAUAAAAUGCGCGUGGAAUGUAGCCCUUCAACGUCUCGAGGUAAUUAAGUAUGAAAAGUGAUGAAUAAAGGAUGAAGUACUCAAGGA